AUGCCCAGCCAGAUACCCUUGUACCCUGCAUUCAAGGGGCAUGUAGCUACCACCUGGGACGCUCUCCUACUGUUCGAGUCAUGCUUGCAAGGCCAUAUCAACCAUGUCCCCCGACAGCCAAAUGAUCGUGAACGCCAAGAGCUCAUUUCGAGUGGCAACAUCUUCAUCUACGAAGAGCAUGCUUCCGGCAUAAAGUGCUGGGCAGACGGUAUAUCUUGGAGUCCAAGUCGCAUCGUCGGCAAUUUCCUCAUCUACCGCGAACUAAAUAAACCUUUUUCCCCUGAAGAGAAGAAGCGCGCUCUCGAGAGGAAAAGGGCUUCUCAGGGUGUAAAAAAGGCCAAUUCUCAGUCCAACUCAUCCGUGUUAGAUCCGGCCACUAUCGCCUGGAAUCCAGAGAGGUCACUGGUCGGCUUUCUAGUAGACUCUUAUCUACUCAAAGCAAGAGGCCUUGUCAAGAAGACCAUCACCAUAACCUUCCAGGGUGUGCCCCACCACCUGGUCAGCUACUACCGCAUAGAGGAUGUUAAUAACAACUCCCUGGUAACCCCAAGCGGGACCCCUUUUUUUCAGAAUAUCAAACCUCGCGCGGAGAUCAUCAUGUAG
Trichoderma gamsii is the source of this 603-nucleotide messenger RNA. Its product is annotated as Gti1/Pac2 family protein. Gene Ontology annotation, molecular function: DNA binding. NCBI's taxonomy places the organism in Eukaryota, Fungi, Ascomycota, Sordariomycetes, Hypocreales, Hypocreaceae. Bases 1 to 603 code for a protein of 200 amino acids. The transcript has a single exon. The record is from RefSeq and is a predicted model, not a curated record.